This is a messenger RNA of Periconia digitata, 2411 nucleotides long. Lineage: Eukaryota; Fungi; Ascomycota; Dothideomycetes; Pleosporales; Periconiaceae. The record is from the annotation of a GenBank genome assembly.
UCGCUGAUCUAAUAGUGCGGGCGACUAUGGACUUGCUGAGGCCACUUCGCGCGGAUAUCUCAUCGUACGUUGCGCUUUCGUUUACGGGUAUCGUCGAAGCAAGCUUGAAUUGCCAUAUGAUGCGCAGAACCACUUGAUCGGUCCACUACAUCUUGUCAGGUAAUUUCAGGUCGUAUCGGGGAGAAGCACUACAUUUUUCCAUCGCGUGUUUUGUUCUUCUCGAGGUAAUAAUUCCAACGUGUCUGCUUCGAAAGAUGUUUGUGCGAGACCGUUGCUUUCCAGAGACCCCUCGACUUGUUUCGCGUAGACCAAUAACUCCUCCGCUAGUGCUACUAAAGAUGGCAUCUUGCCGGUGUCUCAAGCAGUCGACUGUGGGCUUUGAAAAAAGAGUGGACUCCGUAGGGUAAGACAGAGGAACACAUGAAGGACUGUGUGGAGAACAUGGUCCCCAGUCAAUUGGUUGUAUUGUUGUAUAGUUACAGUGCAGGACCUGCACUGUCGCUUUGAUGAUCCGAUUCGGGAAUAAACCGAGCCGCCCAUGGUAUAUAUCCCCAGGAAAGGUAAUGAUGUUCAAACAAGCAACGAAACAGUUUUUGUCUGGGUUGGGCGCGGUCCCUUGAUCUGCAAGUUGGUGUUGGUGUAUGUUGGUCAUCCGGUAAUAAGUUGAUGGGGGUGGCUUCUCCGAAGCGAGAUGGCUGGCUCCCAAGCGGGUAAAACAGUUGCAAGUGCGAGUUGUUGUGGUAGUUCUCCUGCACCAUACAGAUUGUGAGUUGUUGAUAUCAUUGACGACAUGGAUGGAUUAUACCUGUAGAACUUACGAGUAUACACGAAACCAGAUGUAUAUGUUCGGCUUGAAUUGUGUAUAGCAAUUUGAAAUCUCUGGUUCAUGAUCGUCGCAUGCAUGCAUAUGAGGGGGGCUGAUAGCCGGUUCAGGCUAAUAAUCAUGAUCGGUGGCCAUGAUCAAAAGCUUGGGCUGUUCAAUCACCGUCUACGCUAUACAGCCACCCUUACUAUGAUUCGACACCGAAAAUCGCAGCAAUUCCCCUGUCAGACUUACCGCCCUGUUCGUGUGACUCCAGAAUAGGCGAAUACUAUGGUAAUAUGCGAUCAAGGUAUGUAACAGUACGGCACGGGUAGAACCGUGCAGACCUAUAGCCCGUCCCAUUUCGCCAUCUUUCUCGAUCUCAGUAAGAACAUUUCUUUAGCUUACUUUAGACUACCACGUCGUCGCGAGUCGUGUGUCCAAUUUUCUGCGCUAAAACUUUUUCUUUUUUGUCGCAAGUCCAAUUCCCUGGGCAUAUCUGGCUUUCAUCAUGAAUGAUGAUCAUGUAGACAAAGGCCCUAUGAUUGUGAGGGUGAUGGCCUCCACGAUCGCUGUUGGUGGUGUAUUUGUGUGGGCGCGUGUCUUCACACGUACGGUCAUCAGGCCUUUCUUUGGGCUCGACGAUGCCUUGAUUGUGCUUACCUGGUUCCUGAUUCUCGGCUACAACAUUGCCAUGUUCAUAUCGGUCCACCGUGGCUAUGGACGGCAUGUCACAGCACUGCUACCAGAGAGAUAUGUCGAAGCGAUACACGCGGAAGUCAUCGGGCAGGUAUUCGCUAUAGCGUCAUUUCCAUCAGGAAAGGCAUCCAUCGCAGUUUUACUUCUUCGGCUGUUCCCAGGAAAGAAACUGCGCUGGUUUCUCUGGACAUUUGUAGCCGCCAACGCCGUGUUCUUCUACAUCGAUGCGAUCUUUAUCUUGGUACAAUGCCAGCCCGUGGCAUUCCAGUGGGAUCACUCUAUCCCAGGGGGAAAGUGCUGGAACCCACAAGUUGUGAUUGUAUGGGGAUUUCUCACUGGCGUGACUGGUGCGUUGACUGACUUCGUUUUUGCUCUUCUGCCUUGGUUUUACAUCACCAAGGUCCAGAUCAGCCUCAAAGAAAAGCUCAGUGUUGGAGUCGCGCUGAGUGCUGGAUUUGCGGCUGGUGUUUGCUCCAUCAUGAAGAUCUAUUACACGAGUACCCUCGGCGCACAUGCCGACUACACAUAUGAUACGAUUCCGCUUAUCAUUUGGUCCUGCGUGGAGCUGGCUCUCAUCAACAUAGCAGCGUGCAUUCCUACCUUGCGUCCUCUGUACCUAUGGAUCAGGGGCGAAAAUGUCAAAGGCACAAGCAUGAAUCAAUCCGGCUACGAUAUGCGAUAUGGGAGCGGCACCGGACGCUUGAACAGAUUUGCCAACCGCAGUGGUGGAGCUACUGAAUUAGGCUCCUCCGAUCAUGUCCACGAACUCAACAUCUAUCAAUCCAAAACUCUCGAUGUCACGUUCGAAGAUCGAAAGGAUUACAAUUACGGCUACAAGAAGUCGUCCUCCCCUGGCAUACGCACCACUGUGGAGGUCCACCAUGGAAAUAACAAUUCUCAGUUUCGAUAA